Molecule: messenger RNA, 1524 nt
Organism: Esox lucius (northern pike)
Lineage: Eukaryota; Metazoa; Chordata; Actinopteri; Esociformes; Esocidae
Exons: 9
Coding region: 35-736 (233 amino acids)
Source: RefSeq, a predicted model, not a curated record
UUCCGUGGUAUGGUGUGUGCUCUAAGUAACGAACAUGUUUUUGUUUCAAGUGGCUUUAUUAACUUCUGUUUUGCAACUAUAUCAAACAUAUCAAGCAUGUACUGUGGUCAACAUUUCCUGUAACACAUUGAAGAACAAGGAUGGCGAAUACAUGUAUCAAUUCAACAUGUCGCGCGCACUUGAAAUUGAAGUGUACAACAAUACCCAGGCUCUAAUUGCCAUUGUGGAAAGAGACAAGCUGAUUGAGUACAGCAGGGAAGUGAUUGGAAUGAAUACAUCUUCAAUUUUGCUGAGCAACUGCCAAUCUCUGAUCAUCAAAUUCAUAAUUUCUGCUACAAAGAAGCCUGGAAUUGUUGCAAUUACAAGACCCACCAAAAUUAAGGAGAUCUGUUUUCAUUAUGUUGUCACAGAUAUUAGGAAAGAGGUUGGAACAUCAGCACCUUUUAAUUUCACUGAGAUCCAAGACAGAGACAAUCCUGAUACAAACACUGGUUACACCAAUUUAAAAUGGAUAGUCCCUGUGUUGGUGGUUUUAUUGGUUUUCUUUUUAGUGUACUUAUGUCGGAGAGACAAAGAGCGGGUUGACGUGACCAAGGAACUGACUUCUGAUGCACAGAGUUCAGAACGUCCCACAAUGAAUGAAGCAGGAGCACUGCUGUCUCACAGGGAUGGACCCUGUUCAUCAGCUGAGGAAGUAAACUGCUCUGGAGAACAAGCAGGACCAGGACCGAUUUAAUGUGUUAAGCCAGAUCGAAAUAUAUAAUACACACGUAUAGAUUAUAACACAUAACAUGAAACAAAUGUAAACAUAUUUAAAUAUAAUAUGAUAAACACUGUAAUAAUACAGUAUAGUAGGCUAUUAUAUAAUAACAUAACACUUCCCUUGAAGUCGCUUCUUGGUGUGUUAUACAUUUUAAGAAUGCAGUAACUCAGUGUAUAAGGUCUUAAUGUAUAAGCCAUUCAAUACUAAACUGUGUACUGCAGAAGGAUAGUCAAAAUAGUAGUAGCUGUAGUUGCGGGGUCGCCUCCAGCUAUGGUUACUACUGUUCAGGGUCCAAGUUCUACAAAUAACCUAUACUUUGAUUUGAAUACAUAGUUUAUUGUUAGUUUAGUGUUGUUUUCUAAUGGUUUGGAAAAUGUAACAGCAUGGCAAAUGUUUCAUAACUCUGUAUUUCAAUUCUAGAAUGUUGUUUGAUUAUCAAACCUUUGUUAAUCAUUUCAAUAUGUUUUUUAAUUUAGUUUUUGUAGUUUACUUUGAUUUGUACUUUGAUUGUUUUGCUUGCAUUGUAUCAUUUUGAGAUCAACUGAUCAUGAUUUUUCAAUGCCAAUACUGAUUAUUAUUACCAAACUAUCAUUCAGACUUUCAAGUUUAACUUCUUAACAAUAUAUCCUCAGUUAUAUGUGUGUUUGCAGAACACUGCAGUUAUGUUAUUUGAUAAAGAUAAUUGUCAAGUUAUAAUUUUUUAAUUUUAUGUGUAUAUACACUCACCUAAAGGAUUAUUAGGAACACCUGUUAAAUUUCUC